UGUAAUUAUUAUCACAAAACAUGUCCAUCAUUGCCAUCGAGUUUCGUAAUAUUACAUAGUCAGUGGAGAGUGGACACAACUCUAGUGUUCUGUGUUGUGACCAAUUUUUUUUCCUGAUUAUUUUGACAAAUCAUCGUUGAAGGUACAUCAUCUUGUCCUGUCACGCCAUGCCAAUAAUAGACGAAACAUGUCUGUUUCUCUUGGUUUUACCGACUUAACAUUUAUUCUGGAUUAUUACUAUCAAAUUGUGUGUCCGUCGUGUAACGUAAAAUUUCAGAAUUCCGGUCGGGUAUUUAGAAAACAAAAACUCAAAACAGUUCCAAUGACUACAAAAAUGAACUAUUACACUAAUGUAGUUCCAGCUGGAUUAGAAAGUGAUGACGAGUAUGAUGAAUUUGGUGAUUAUAUUGAAAAUAAAACAUAUAAUGUACAACAAAAAGCUGAAGACUUCUUAGAGACAUUACGAAGUGCAUGCAUAUCAAAUAAUGUGCCAGAAAUUAUACGUGCUUUAGAGUCAGGAAACAUUAAUAUUAACAGUUACUUGAAUAAUAACUGGACUCCACUUAUGCAAGCAGCAUUUUAUGGAUCAUUUGAUGCUAUAAAUUAUCUGUUAAAAAAUGGAGCUGAUCCUUUAUUAGAGUAUGAUUGUCACAAUGUUGUCAUGUGUGUAUGUAACUGUAGUGUUUCCGACGAAAUUACAUUAUUAAAUUGCUUAAAACUUCUAUCAAAUUUUGAUAAAAUUAACAUUAAUGCCAUAGAUAGAUCUGGAAUGACAGCACUCAUGUACGCAUGCUCUCAUGGUUCUUUGAAAUUAAUAGAAUAUUUAAUCGACCAUGGUGCAAAUAUUGAGAUUAAAGAUUAUCAGAAUGGAGAAACUGCUUUGUUUUUUGCAGUACGUUCUAAUCAUAUAGAUACUGCUAAAUUUAUUUUAUCUCGUGGUGCUCAAAAAGAUGCCACUGACAAAAAAGGUUGUACAGUCGAAAGGAUUGCAGAAAAUAAAAAUAUGGUUGAAAUUUUAAAUUUACUAAAAGCAAAUGAUGAUGCGCAGUUUGAAAUUUCUUAUUCAGAAGAAUAUACCUACUGGGAUAAAGUUAUGGCUGAAUUAGAACAUGGUUUUACUAAUGAUAUUCAAACAUUUUUGGAAACUUUAUCAAUGGAAAUCUAUGCAAACCAACUUCAUUCAAAUAAAAUAACUUUUAAACGCUUACUCUCUGCAAAUAAAAAUAAUUUUUCUGAUAUGGGAAUUAUUUUAUCACCACAUUAUAAGCUUUUAAAUAUUGCUCUUAAAUCAUUUCAUACAUCAAACUGGUCCACCUACUCUUUAGGUCUUAAGAAAGGUGAAAUUAAUGCUGAAGAUAUUGCACAGACCUUGGCAACUAUUGUCAGACAAUUGCAUGUAAUUGAUGCUUCAUUAAAAUACUUGGGAGAUCAAAGUUAUGGCUUAGAUCCACGUAAUGGACAUAAAGCAUUGAGCCUUUUGAAAAGUAUCAGAGUUAUGGAGGAAAAAAUAUUUAAAAUAUUAGAUAGUCAAGUGAGAACAAAUAAAGUCGAUUAUGUCGCAUCUCCUAAAUUAAAGAAAAAAAGUAUCAAAACAGGCAUUGAGUCUAAACUGUUUGCUGCUUCAGUUGUUAUAUUGGCAUUAUUACGUAUAAUUUAAUCAUGAUUAAUUUUGAUGAUCAGUUAAAAUUUUUUUUAAA
Molecule: messenger RNA, 1697 nt
Organism: Sipha flava (yellow sugarcane aphid)
Lineage: Eukaryota; Metazoa; Arthropoda; Insecta; Hemiptera; Aphididae
Product: ankyrin repeat, SAM and basic leucine zipper domain-containing protein 1-like
Exons: 2
Coding region: 188-1657 (489 amino acids)
Molecular function (GO): protein binding
Source: RefSeq, a predicted model, not a curated record